AUGGCCAUCGCAAAAGAAGUCAUCAUCCUUAUCGUCAUCGUCGGCUGCGUCGUCAGCGUCCUAAUAGGCUACUCCAUCCACUCGCUCGCUACAAACGGCUUCCACGGACAGGGAGAACCCAAGGAAAUGUCUGACGACCAGAGACGGUAUAUGCGGGAGUUCCGAUUGAAACAGAUGAGCUGGAUGGCGCGAGACGCGCGAGACGCGCGGUCACGGCCGGAUAUCGAGACGCCGGUUGGGUCGGGGGUUUAUUCGAGGAUGGGGUAG
This is a messenger RNA of Aspergillus puulaauensis, 267 nucleotides long. RefSeq lists its product as uncharacterized. Bases 1 to 267 code for a protein of 88 amino acids. The transcript has a single exon. The record is from RefSeq and is a predicted model, not a curated record. NCBI's taxonomy places the organism in Eukaryota, Fungi, Ascomycota, Eurotiomycetes, Eurotiales, Aspergillaceae.